AUGAUUAUAAAAAAUACGCAUGGAUAUUUAGGAUGUCCUGAUAAUUUAGUACCUUGUUUAAAUAAAACACAUUGCAUAAAUGUUGACGACGUUUGUAUUGGUCCAAAUAAUUGCGUCGAUGAGCAAGGAAAGAGUAUUUGCCAGUAUUGUCCAAAAGGUGAAACUGACUUAAUAGCCUGUGUAACUCAUAUUGAAACUGAGCUUUCAUUUGAAUGUUUAUCUCCUCAUCAAAUAUGUGAUACUAAAAAAGAUUGCCAUAAUAAUGAAGAUGAACAUUCAUGUGGUAUAAAAAAAUGUCAAUUUGGUUUUUCGUUAUGUGCAAAUGGUAGUUGUAUUGAAACGAGUCAUUUUUGCGAUGGAAAAAUAGAUUGUGCAGAUGGACAUGAUGAACGUCAUUGUUCACAUUUAUCAGCAAUACGCAAUUCUGAUUCAUUAUUAUCAUCAAAGUUAUUUAUUUGUUCAGCGUCAUCAACACUUAUAGAUACGAGACUUAUAUCAUAUGAUUAUUUUUGUGAUGGAUAUAAAGAUUGUCCUCUGGGUGAUGAUGAAAAAGAUUGUACUGAUGAAUGUACUUCAUCAUCUCAAUGUAUUCCGAAUGCUAAUGUGACUUGUAUUCAACAUCGUGCAGUUGGUAAACUUUGUCGAUGUCAAAAACAAGGUUAUCGAUUAACAAAUAAUUCAUUACAAAUUAAUACGCAAAUAUGUCAAGAUUUUAAUGAAUGUAAUGAUUCUCUUCGUACAUAUUGUUCAUUUAAUUGUUUAAAUACAGAUGGCAGUUUUAACUGUACAUGUCCAUUAGGUUUUACUAUUGAUGAAAAGACAAAAACAUGUCGAAAAAUAAAUGAUCAAUCCAAACCAGAUUUAUUAAUUGUAUUUGAUAAUAAUAUUAUUUUCUACAAUAUUUCGAAUGCUACUGAUCGUUAUUCAUCAAAAUUAUUACAUACAAUUGAUAUUGAAAAAAAUCAUCAUUUGGAUUGUAUACAAUAUGAUUCAAAUAAAAAAUUUAUUAUCUAUUAUAAUCAAAAACAAAAUGCUAUUUUAUGUUUUAGUACAUCAAAUACAAUUUUCAAACCUAUAAUUCUUAUUUCUAAUGUCACUGUACAUGGUUUAUCAUACAAUGAAAAUGAAAAAACUUUAUUUAUUAUUGAAAAUCAAUCACAAACAUUACGAAUGUAUACACCGAUUACUUGUGAUAUUUCAAUUAGUAUCAAAAUGCAUUCAUGGCAAUUGAAUAACAUUGCAAAUUCGAUACAAUCAAUCGAAAUUGAUGCUUUCAAUAGACAAAUUAUUUUUGCUUCUCAUUAUGAAUUUUUGAUAUCAAAUAUGUCCAAACCAAAUUCAACGAAAGUUUUAUAUACAACCGACCGUGAAAUAAAAAGAUUUAUUUAUGAUGCUUCAUUCAAACGCAUCUUUUGGACAGUAGCCGGUAUCAAUAAUAAUAAUGAAUUUCCUGUUUAUACCUGUGAUGGUGAAUUUAAACGAUGUCAUGAUACAUCAAUACGUUUACCGUUCGCAUGGCCAUUUACAUUUCUUAAUGAUGGUUUACUCUAUUCAUCUUCAUCAUUAAAAUCUUUAGAUAUGAUUCAACUUUAUGGAAAUGAUCGUUUUUCUAACUAUUUUAUAACAUCAACACGAGAAAAUAUUCGUUCAUUUUUACUUAUUGAUUAUCAAUCAAUUGCAUUAGUAAAUCUCUGUAUGAAUUAUUCAACAAUACGUUGUAAAAAUAAAGUUUGUUUACAAAUAAAUUCAACAGAAAUAAAUUGUUUAUCAAUUGAUGAAAAUAUUAUAACAAAAGAAUUAAUAAUAUCAACAACAAAUACAAAGAAUUCAACUCUACAAAAUGAAACAGAAUCAUUAAUAUAUGAUAAUCUGAUUUCUGAAGGAGCAAAUCGACGAAAACAUUAUCGAUAUAGACCAUCGAAUACUAUGCUUUUUUGUAUUAUUAUUUUUGGUGUUUUAGCAGGCAUAUUGGCACUUUUUGCUAAAUAUUGUCAAGUCUACCUUAAUAAAAAAGCAUUAUCUAACGUACAAAAUAAUAAUGAACAGUAUUUAUCAACAGAACAGCCAAAUUUAGAUGAAUUUACUGUAACAUUCAGUGAACAAAUGUCUGAACAAUCUGCUGCUGAUAAUGUAUGUAAUAUUCUUAUUGAUAACGAUACUGUUCGUUUCGUUCAACGUCGAAGAGAUUCUGUUUGA
This is a messenger RNA of Rotaria sp. Silwood1, 2196 nucleotides long. Lineage: Eukaryota; Metazoa; Rotifera; Eurotatoria; Philodinida; Philodinidae. The record is from the annotation of a GenBank genome assembly.